AUGUCAUGAAUUAAUACAUAUACCUAUUUAUUUAUCAGCGCAAUUAACAUUCGUUAUCCUAUCCAACUUUCGCAUGAUUUAUUUAAAGAUUUAUUACUGUGUUUGAGAGUUGUUUGAAUUUUGAAUCGAACAAAACAAUAAACCAAAACGUAUUUCAAGAACAUCAGUAUUGUUUUGCUUGUCAGUGUCAGUCAAGAAGACAACAAAAAAGGUAAACAAAAAGAAAGCGGGCGAAUGUUGUUAAUUUGUGAUUCAUUUUGGCGAUUUCUUACUAAUUUGAUAAUGAGUCAAAUUCGACGUACUUUAGUGACUGUAGAUCAGUUUGUUAAUCCCAAAACUAAAUCAUGUGAAACAGGAAAAGCCAUGACAACAAACAGUGGCACUCCAGCUAUGGUCCUCCACAACAUCCCGCACUACCAGCAGCGGUUCCACUGGGACUGCGGAGUGACGUGCGUGCUCAUGCUCCUGGAGAAUAAUGACCGACAACAACUGCUCGACAACUUCGCGGAGAUCUGCAGAGAAGAGGGCUUCGGCCAGUCCACGUGGACUAUUGAUCUGUGUUAUUUGUUAAAGAGAUUUGGAGUCCCUCAUACCAUGUACACCACGAUGGUGGGCGUCAAUGAAGACCACAAGAAACAGAACUACUACAGCAAAAUCAUCACAUUGGACCGUGAACGCGUCCAAAGGCGUUUCGCACAAGCUUCUGCAAAUGGCAUUAAGGUGGUUCCGAGGGGAGUCUCACAGGACGAACUGUUGCAGCACCUGCAGCGAGGACCCGCCAUCUUGUUGGUGGACGCGGGGCUGCUGAGUUGUGAUCUCUGCAAGCAUAAUAAGAUGCGCUUUGAAUUCAGGCGUUGGUUCGGCGGCGGCUACCGCGGCCACUACAUCGUGUGCGUGGGCGCGCGCGGGCCGCUGCUGCUGUACCGCGACCCGGCGCGCCGCCCCGCGGGGGGCCCCGCCGGGGGGAGCCUCCCCGCGGGGAGCCCCCCCGGGGGGAGCCUCCCCGCGGGCAGCCUCCCCGGGGGGAGCCCCGCGUGCGGCGCCCGCGCGGCGCGCCUGCUGGCGGCGCACGCGGCCAGCGGCACCGACAGGGACGCUAUACUUAUACACAGGGAUUACCGGUGAUACUUUAUAGAACAUCCAUGGGAUUUGGAGCAGAAGCUUUAAUCCCUCAGAAGAUAGCGAUGUUACCGGCCAAGGAACGAGAUAAAUGGUCGCACCGCUAGCAUUAAAGUUAUUGUUGUGUGCGUUAAUUAAUAUGACAAUAAACAUUUUUAUUGUAUCAGAAAUAUGACAUUUUCACAUAUUAUAAUAAUAAUUCAUUAUGUAUACAAAUAUAUGUGACUGAGUGAAUAUCCAUCACUCCCAGUGUUGACACCUAAAAAGUUCAUUAAAUGGUUAUUAUUUAUGAUGCUCCAUACUUUGCUUUCAUCACACCUCAAUGUGAACCGAAUUUAUAUUAAACUGUUUUUUUUUAUUUUUUACUUGGCUGUGAUUUCAAUGUUGUUGUGUUUUGAAAUUAUUUAUUUUAAACAAAUUGUGGUAUAAUAGUUUGUU
Molecule: messenger RNA, 1557 nt
Organism: Amyelois transitella
Lineage: Eukaryota; Metazoa; Arthropoda; Insecta; Lepidoptera; Pyralidae
Product: protein GUCD1
Exons: 5
Coding region: 235-1125 (296 amino acids)
Source: RefSeq, a predicted model, not a curated record